Molecule: messenger RNA, 2640 nt
Organism: Pseudomassariella vexata
Lineage: Eukaryota; Fungi; Ascomycota; Sordariomycetes; Amphisphaeriales; Pseudomassariaceae
Product: armadillo-type protein
Exons: 6
Coding region: 1-2640 (879 amino acids)
Biological process (GO): protein import into nucleus
Cellular component (GO): nucleus; cytoplasm
Molecular function (GO): small GTPase binding; nuclear import signal receptor activity
Source: RefSeq, a predicted model, not a curated record
AUGGCUGAAAACGGCGAUAUCAACGCUGUCCUCAGCAAUUCGCUGUCGCCUGACGCGACGGCGCGAAAUGCUGCCGAGCAACAGCUCAGCCAGGCGGCUGAGAACAACUUCCCCCUCUAUCUGGCCACCCUGGCCCAGGCGUUAGCGACCGAAACCAGCGAGGCUAAGAUCCGAGUUGCGGCAGGUCUAGCCCUCAAGAACGCCUUCUCGGCUCGCGAAUUCGCGCGACAGCAAGAACUGCAGCAAAAAUGGCUGCAACAUACAGACCAGGAGACCAAGACUCGCGUCAAGACGGUGGCUCUGCAGACGCUGGCCUCGGACAACUCACAAGCUGGACAGGCUUCGGCCCAGGUCAUCGCCGCCAUUGCCGGCAUCGAACUCCCGCGCAACCAAUGGCCCGACCUCAUGGGUACGUUGGUUGCGAACGUUAGCAGCGGCGCACCCCAUCAGAAGCAGGCCUCGUUGACCUGCAUCGGUUACAUCUGCGAGAGUCAAGAGCCCGAUCUGCGCACUGCCCUCAUCAGCCACUCCAACGCCAUCCUUACGGCCGUCGUGCAGGGCGCGCGCAAGGAGGAGGAGAACCUCGAAGUCCGCCUGUCGGCUAUCUCCGCCCUCGGUGACUCCCUCGAGUUCGUCGGCAACAAUUUCAAGCAUGAAGGCGAGCGAAACUACAUUAUGCAGGUGGUCUGCGAGGCCACACAAGCCGACGACACGCGCAUCCAACAAGGCGCUUUCGGCUGCCUCAACCGCAUCAUGGGUCUUUACUACGAAAACAUGCGCUUCUACAUGGAGAAGGCCCUGUUUGGUCUGACGAUUCUAGGCAUGAAGAACGAGGACGAGGAUGUGGCCAAGCUGGCGGUGGAAUUCUGGAGCACCGUGUGCGAGGAGGAGGUCAACAUCGAGGAGGAUAACGCUCAGGUGGAGAGCUCCGACCAGAUGCGUCCGUUCUACAACUUCGCACGUGUCGCGACCAAUGAGGUGGUGCCCACACUGCUUACGCUCCUGACAAAGCAAGACGAGGAUGCUACAGAUGACGAGUACAACUUGUCUCGAGCCGCCUACCAGUCUCUUCAGCUUUACUCCCAGGCCGUCGGCGCCAACAUCAUCCCGCCCGUCAUCCAGUUCGUAGAGUCGCAUCUUCGCUCCGAUGACUGGCACUUCCGCGAGGCUGCCGUCGCUGCCUUUGGCGCCAUCAUGGAGGGACCCGAAGAGAAGGUGCUGGAGCCCAUCGUCAAGCAGGCGCUGCCCAUUCUCAUCACCAUGAUGGAAGACAGCUCUACUUACGUCAAGGACUCCACGGCGUACGCCCUUGGCCGCAUCACUGAGGCUUGUUCGGAAUCCAUCGACCCCGAAACCCAUCUGGACCCCUUGAUCCGGUCGCUCUUUGCCGGUAUCCACGACAUCAAGAUGGCAAGCUCAUGCUGCUGGGCCUUGAUGAAUCUUACGGAGCGUUUCUCUGGAGAUUUCGACGCAAACUCCAACCCCCUUACGCCUCACUUCAAUCAAAGCGUCACGAAUCUACUGGCCGUCACGGGCGCCAACGCCGAAACCUCGGUGCGCACCACUGCUUACGAGGUCCUCAGUGCUUUCGUGCAGCAUGCGGCCACCGAGAGUUUCCAGGCCGUCGCCGCGCUGUCAGAUGUCAUAAUCAAGCGAUUGGAGGAGACGAUUCCUAUGCAAAGCCAGGUCGUCAGCAUAGAAGACAAGAUUGCCUUGGAGGAGAUGCAAACCAGCCUCAACACCGUGCUGCAGUCCAUCAUUCAGAGAUUGGAGAAGGAGAUUGCGCCUCAGGGUGAUCGUAUCAUGCAAGUCUCGCUUCAGAUCUUGAGCACCGUGAACGGUAAGUCGAUCGUUCCGGAAGCCAUUUUCGCCACCAUCAGUGGUUUGGCGAACGCCAUGGAGGAGGAUUUCGCCAAAUAUAUGGAUGCGUUCACUCCAUUCCUAUACAAUGCUCUUGGCAACCAAGAGGAGCCCAGUCUCUGCUCUAUGGCUAUUGGCCUUGUCAGCGACAUUACCCGAUCCAUGGGCGAGCGCAGCCAGCCGUACUGCGACAACUUCAUGAACUACUUGCUGAACAACUUGAGGCUGACUGACUCGCAGAGCACGGCCCUGUCGAACCAAUUCAAGCCUGCCAUUCUUCAAUGCUUUGGUGAUAUUGCCAACGCCAUUGGCGGCCACUUCGAGACAUAUCUAUCGGUAGUCGCACAGGUCCUGCAACAGGCCUCGACUGUCACCGCUAGUCCCGAGGGCAGCUACGAGAUGUAUGAUUACGUCAUUUCGCUGAGAGAAGGCAUCAUGGACGCUUGGGGCGGCAUUAUUGGUGCUAUGAAGAUCAGCAGUAAGACCCAAGUUCUUCAGCCUUACGUCCAAUCCAUCUUCCAGCUAUUGAACAUCAUCUCCCAAGACAUGAACCGUAGUGAGGCUUUGAUGCGAUCCUCUAUGGGUGUUAUUGGUGAUCUAGCUGACGCCUACCCGAACGGCGAGCUCGUCGAUGCCCUCCGUCAAGAUUGGCUGACGGCCAUGAUCAAGGAGACGAAGAGCAACCGAGAGUUCCAGUCACGCACCAUCGAUACCGCUCGAUGGGCCCGAGAGCAGGUCAAGCAGCAGCUCGGAGGCCAGCAGUCGACAAUGCAGACUUGA